Molecule: messenger RNA, 2097 nt
Organism: Myotis lucifugus (little brown bat)
Lineage: Eukaryota; Metazoa; Chordata; Mammalia; Chiroptera; Vespertilionidae
Product: coiled-coil domain-containing protein 110-like
Cellular component (GO): cytoskeleton
Source: RefSeq, a predicted model, not a curated record
AUGGACCUGCUGUCCCUGCCUGCCCACCAUGAAGAAUAUGGCUGCAACGCAGAAUCAGAAAAUCAAGUUCAACCACAAUCAGCAUUGAAAGCCCUUCAGCACCAACUGGAAUCAUUUCAGGCUCUCCGAAUACAGACUUUGCAGAAUGUCAGCAUGGUACAAUCUGAAAUUAGUGACAUACUGAACAAAAGUAUUAUUGAAGUAGAAAACCCACAGUUUAGCUCAGAAAAAAAUCUAGUAUUCAACACACACAAUGAAAAGCCUACAGAGAAUCAAGAAGAAAUCCUCUCUGUGGAGAAAAUUCAUCAUUUUGAGGACUCGAGGACUCUUCCUUCAAUGGAAGAAAAAUUCAGUAGCGAUAAUGUCAACAGUCUCUCUCCAAGUGUGAAUAUGCCGCCCCAGAUGCAUUUCAAAGACAUAUUAACUCUAAGAACUUCCAUGGAUAAUCCAGCCUCAAACAUGAUUAUGAACACUUCAGAAAAUUCUGACAUGUUGAAGAAUUAUAACAUUUAUAGUUUUCUAGCUAAUGCACCUCAAAAUGUUAUGCCUCGAGCUGACACAGUAAUUCUGGAUAAUUCCAAAAUUACUGUGCCUUUCCCCAAGCACGGAUUUCAUGAAAAUUUAGAUGAUAUUUGCCAUUCUAUCAAGCAAAUGAAGAAAGAGCUGCAAAAGUCACACGACAGGGAACUGGCACUUACAAAUGAACUUCAAACUUUAAAGAUGGAUACAAAUGUUCAAAGUAAUACUCAAUAUGACCUGUCCCCCAUUCACAAGGAAAAAAUUAACUUUAUUAAGGAUGAAAAUAUGGAAAGUAACUUACAUGAAGAUAUAAAAUCAAAGCGAAUUUUAGAAUUAGAGGCAUUAAUAGGCAAAUUACUCCCACUCAGGGAAUCAGUGUCAAAAUUCCAUCUGAAUUUUUGUAGGAAAUGUAAAAAAUUGUCUAGGAGUGAAACACAUAGGGGAAAGAAGAAUGAGAAAAACAAUAAAGAAAUUCCUAUCACUGACAAGAAUACUGCAGAUUUAAAAUUCCGUUCCAGACUUCCAUUUACACCGUCAUUCUUUGACUCAACAAAAUAUGAAAUGAAAGACAAAGAAAGGCAACCACUUGUAGUAAAACGAGGACCAAUAAUAUUUGAAAAUGAGAAAACAUCCAAAGUUAAUUCCAUGACUGAGCAGUGUGUUGCAAAAAUUCAGUACUUACAGAAUUACCUAAAAGAAUCUAUACAGGUACAGAAAAAAGUAGCAGAGCUGGAGAAUGAAAAUCUAGCCCUUAAGACCAAAAUAAAACCUCUGGCCUUUACCACACUAUCUCUGAUACACAAAAUUGAAAUAUAUGAAAAGAAACUUAAGGAUUUGGUUGAAGAAAAGAACACUAUUCAGUCCCAAUUAAGUAAAACAGAAGCAGAGGGCAACUGUAUUGAAGAAUUGAAAAAAGUAAUUAGUAAAUAUAAUGUUCUCCAAGGACAAAAUAAAACUCUAGAGGAAAAAAAUAGUCAACUUUCUUUGGAGAAACAACAAGUGAUAGAAACAUUAGAUAAUCUAAAAAAUAAAGAACACAAAACUCAAAACGAUAUGGCCAUUGUCAAUAAUGAAUAUAAUCGAAUGAGCAUAGAAAUGGAAUCAAUGAAAACAAAUAUUCUAUUGAUACAAGAUGAAAGGGAAAUGUUAGAGAAGAAAACCUUCCAGCUUCUAAAGGAAAAAAGCUCACUGGAAAAUGAACUAAAAGAAAGCCAGCUAGAGGUAGUGCAGCUGAAAGAGAGAGAAAGAUUGGCAAAAACUGAACAUGAGGCCCUGCUUCAAAUAAUAGAAACAGUCAAUAAUGAAAAACUUAGUCUUGAAACAACAUUACAAGAAUCUACUGCUGCCAGGCAAAUGAUGGAAAGAGAAAUUGAGAACAUGCAAACAUACCAGUCUACUACCGAAGAGAAUUUCCUGAAUGAAAUAAAAAAUGCAAAAUCAGAAGCUAGUAUUUAUAAGAAUAGUUUAUCCGAAAUGGGCAAUGAAUGUGAAAUGUUAUCGAAAAUGGUCAUGGAAAUUAAAACAGACAAUCAGAUUCUAAAGGAAGAACUAAAAAAACAUAGUCAAGAAAAUAUACAA